This is a messenger RNA of Anguilla rostrata (American eel), 1268 nucleotides long. RefSeq names its product protein FAM43B-like. Lineage: Eukaryota; Metazoa; Chordata; Actinopteri; Anguilliformes; Anguillidae. The record is from RefSeq and is a predicted model, not a curated record. The coding region runs from base 447 to 1097 and encodes 216 amino acids. The transcript has 3 exons.
ACCACACAGGAGACUCCAGAGAGCAGGCUACAGUACAACCCGUUGUGUUUUGUAAGUCGAUUUUCCUGAAAGCGUCAGGUAAAUUACGAAAUUGGAAUUUGUCUAACUACAUUGCGGUAAGGCUUGCCUGGGCAAUCUAUCGUUUAAUUGUAUUAUAUAGACAGUAUUUAGAAUAUUUGUUUAUAAACAUUUGUCCUUAGUUUACGCGCAGUCGCGCUCUUCGUUCACGAAAUUUGGCUACUCAAAAGGAGAUUGAGGAUACUCCAGAAAGUCACUCACUAGAUGUUGAUGUAUACAAGAGUAGCUCGACCUGUUCAACAGCUUUGAAAAGGUGAGUACGGUGCUACUGAAGAAACUGCAGCGGACCUUCAACCACAGGUAGCCUACACGAUCUGACCCGCGAAUGAAAAUCGUCUGGGAGCGCCUGUCCGCGCAUCGUCACAGCCAUGUCACUGGGCACAUUUCACCUGAUGCAGACUCUAAAGAAGUCCCCGGCCGCAUUACGACGUCGGUUUCAGCGCGAUCGUACUGAGAGCUUGUCGCACGGUGACCCUCUCUUCAAAGUGUACUACUUGGGGACUGAGAAAAUAUACUCUCUGGAUAUGGAGCAGGCCCGAGAAGCUAUAGGUCGACUGCUGGGCGGAGUCCCAGCACCGGGGCUGGGGAAGCUGGCUAAGGACCAUGCCCUGGUGGUGCGUCCGCGAUACGUGGAGGUGAAGGAGAUAGCCACGGGCCGCCAGUUAACGAAGACCUACCUGAAGGACAUUGCCUACUGCGCGGCCGAUGCCGACCACCCAAACGUUUUCCUCUACAUCUGCAGGCAGCAGGGCCAGCAACUGCAAUGCCGAGUGUUCUGGUGCAGCCGUGCCGAACGGGCCAAAAAAUUGACCGCCUGCUUGGCUCAUUCAUUCCAGAGGGCGCUGAGCGACUGGCAGGACACAGCAGCCAAUCACGCGCAGGCAGAAGGGUCCGAGGAGGAGGGUUCCGGAAGCACCAUGUUUUCCGUUCACCUUGCGAAAGGUGGGUCUCUAGAGGACGAGGGGCCAGGCACCUGGCAGUCCUCUGAGAGCGAUCAUGAGGAUGGUGAGCAGCAAUAAGGGCCCUAGGACCGAAGACCAGGCUGGCUCUGAUUGGCUGUAGCUUAUCCAACCGGCCCAACAACAUCCCCUGGGACUCCUGUGCUGUGGGAAAUGUCGGGAAGGACUAUAGUGAGACCGGGCAGGCUGAUGCCUGCUUCCCACAUUUUUUAUUAAAGCCCUGUGAGAGCA